This is a messenger RNA of Atta colombica, 2116 nucleotides long. RefSeq names its product transcription factor IIIB 90 kDa subunit (gene Brf). Gene Ontology annotation, cellular component: nucleus; transcription factor TFIIIB complex; transcription preinitiation complex. Gene Ontology annotation, biological process: transcription preinitiation complex assembly; DNA-templated transcription initiation; transcription by RNA polymerase III. NCBI's taxonomy places the organism in Eukaryota, Metazoa, Arthropoda, Insecta, Hymenoptera, Formicidae. Gene Ontology annotation, molecular function: RNA polymerase III general transcription initiation factor activity; TBP-class protein binding; RNA polymerase III type 3 promoter sequence-specific DNA binding. The transcript has 15 exons. Bases 176 to 2116 code for a protein of 646 amino acids. The record is from RefSeq and is a predicted model, not a curated record.
UCGUAGUCGAUAAUAUUCAUUGUUACGUGAGCAUGACAGAUUUUCUAACCUGAAUAAUCGUGAACUUUAACGAUUAAUAUCUCGGUUCGCAGGGCAGAUCGACGCUUAUUGUUGUCAGAUUCUUUCGUUUCGUGCAAAAACGCACCGAAUAAGUCUAAUUUCAUUAAUUUUUGAGAUGUCGGGAAACAAAUGUCGCAAUUGUGGAUCUACCAAUAUUGAAACUGAUCCUGGACGUGGAGAUGCAAUUUGUAUAGAAUGUGGUUUUGUAUUAGAAGAUUCAGUUAUUAUUAGUCAAACAACUUUUGAAGAAUCAUCCUCUGGUAAAGUAAGAGUACCUGGACAUUUUGUCGCUAAUGACAGCACAGGUAGUGCUACAAAUUUUGGUGCAUCCUAUUAUGUUAAUGGAAAAGAAUCUAGAAGAAUUACUUUACAAAAUGCACGGAAAGGUAUAACACAUCUUUGUUUGCAAUUAGGCUUAAAUCAAAAUUGCAUUGAGACAUCAGUGAACUUCUAUAAAAUGGCUUUGUGUUAUCAUUUGACUCGUGGAAGGAAACAAGCUCACAACCAGGCUGCUUGUGUAUAUAUUACUUGCCGUAUUGAAAAAACUGAACAUAUGCUCAUUGACAUUAGCGAUGUUCUUCAUAUUUGUGUUCACGAACUUGGACGGACAUAUCUGCGAUUUACUACAGCUCUACGAAUCCACAUACCGGCAAUGGAUCCUUGUUUAUACAUCAUGAGAUUUGCGCAUAAACUUGAAUUUGGUGAUAAAACUCACGCCGUAUCUAUGACAGCUUUAAGAGUUGUUCAAAGAAUGAAAAGGGAUAGUAUUCAUAGUGGCCGUAGGCCAUCAGGUCUAUGUGGCGCAGCUUUAUUAAUAGCUGCGCGAUUGCAUGAAUUUAGCAGAUCAACUGCUGAUAUUAUAAAAAUUGUUAAGGUACACGAAUCUACUCUACGUAAAAGAUUGCUGGAAUUUGGUGAUACACCAUCCAGUGCCUUAACAUUAGACGAAUUUAUGACAGUGGAUUUAGAAGAAGAACAGGAUCCUCCAGCAUUUAAAGCAGCACGUAAAAAAGAUAGAGAACGUUUACAAAAAUUAGAAAAUAUAGAUGUGGAAAUAAAUGAGCUGCAAGCAGAAAUUGAUAAACAAUUAGAAGAUUAUAGAGUAGGAAAAGUAAAAAAACGAAAGGAUGCUUCUUCUAUAGAGAAUGAGGAUGCAGAUAGAUUUAUUCGGGAAAGUAAUUUGAGCAUAAUCCAACAAUAUGUUGAGAAUAAUAUUGGUGAUUCUGAUGAGAAAAUUCAUGAUGUGAUUUUAAAUGAAAACAAUAGUACACUUAUAACUGGAUUAGGUCCGGACAUAGCAUCUAUGAUAUCAGGAAAUGAUCAUUCAAAAGAACUCAACGAGAAAGAUAAUAAUUUUGAAAAUUCUUCUGAAGAAAUUUACGCAAAUGAUAUCGAUGAUGAAGAAUUGGACAGUUACAUUCUUUCGGAAAAAGAAUCGCAAUCUAAAUCUGCUCUUUGGAAUAAAGUAAACGCUGAUUAUCUUGUUCAACAAAAAGAAAAGGAAGAAAAACGUUUGAAAGAAAAAGAAGAAGGUAAACCUGAAAAGAAAAGAAGAAGAACGACCAAAAAAUAUAAAACGCCUGCGAAUACUGCAGGCGAAGCAAUUGAAAAAAUGUUGCAAGAAAAAAAGAUAUCUUCCAAAAUCAAUUAUGAAGUGUUGAAAAAUUUAAAUAAUCAACAAAGCAAUGAAGAUUUACCUAUCACAAACACAUCGGAAUUGGACACAAUAAGUUUUAAAAAACCGAUAACAAUUAAUUCUACACUGAAGUCUGCAGAGGUUUUAUUAACAAAAAAAUAUCCUAUUAAACUAAAUAUCCCAAAAACAUCAUUGGAUAAAACAUUAGAUAAUGCAUACAGAAAAGAAGAUGAAGUUACAAAAAAAGAAAUCAGUUCACUGGAAAUGGAUACACCUAUAGUGGACACGUCCGAAAUAGUAUAUGAUGAUUAUCUUGAUGAAGAAGAAGCUGAUGCUGCGGAAAUGUCACUUGGACAGAUGCUCGAAUCUCGCGCAACAUUUGAGAGUGAAUUUUGUGAUGAUGGUUAUGAAUAUGAAUGA